CCGCAGCAUCAGCAGCGGCUCGAAGCACACAUAAGCGCGGCCACCACAGCGCUCACCCACGAGCGCAGGCGGCAGCAGGCAGGGAGGGAGCGAAGGCCAAGGCACUCACACACAGCAGUGCAAUGGCCGCCGAGGCACUCCCGCGGGCCGCCGCGCCGGCGCGCCGGCCGUCCGUGGCCGCCGCUUCCGCCUCGCGCCUCCUCCUCGGCCACCGCCCCUUCCUCGCGCCGUCCGCGUCCCGCUUCGCCGCCGGGCGCGCCGCGGUGGCCGGCCCGGCCGCCAGCCUCCGCCCGCGCCCGCGCAGGCCGCGCCUAUCGGUCGUCGCCAUGGCCGGCAAUGAUCGCCAAGUGCCUUUGGAGGAUUACCGCAAUAUUGGUAUUAUGGCUCAUAUAGAUGCUGGGAAAACAACAACUACAGAGCGCAUUCUCUAUUACACUGGAAGGAACUACAAAAUUGGUGAGGUUCAUGAGGGAACAGCCACAAUGGAUUGGAUGGAGCAAGAACAGGAGAGAGGAAUAACCAUUACAUCUGCAGCAACAACUGCCGUCUGGGACAAACAUAGAAUUAACAUUAUUGACACUCCUGGGCACGUCGAUUUCACUCUUGAGGUUGAACGUGCUCUCAGGGUGUUGGAUGGUGCUAUAUGUCUCUUUGACAGUGUUGCUGGGGUAGAGCCACAAUCUGAAACUGUGUGGCGCCAAGCAGAUAAGUACGGAGUUCCAAGAAUAUGUUUUGUAAACAAAAUGGAUCGCCUUGGAGCUAACUUCUUUAGAACUAGGGACAUGAUAGUGGCAAAUUUGGGUGCAAAACCUUUGGUGAUACAGUUGCCGAUUGGUUCAGAGGACAAUUUCCAAGGAGUUGUUGAUCUAAUAAGAAUGAAGGCUAUUGUAUGGACAGGGGAGGAACUCGGUGCACAAUUUUCAUACCAAGACAUACCUGCUGAUCUCGAAGAGUUGGCUCAAGACUAUAGACUUCAGAUGAUCGAAACUAUUGUUGAAUUGGAUGAUGAAGCUAUGGAGGGCUAUCUAGAAGGAAAGGAACCAGAUGAGGCAACUGUGAAGAGAUUAAUCAGAAAAGGAACAAUAGGUGCCAGCUUUGUCCCCAUUUUAUGUGGUUCAGCCUUCAAAAACAAGGGUGUCCAGCCAUUGCUUGAUGCUGUUGUUGAUUACUUGCCAUCACCACUUGACCUGCCACCAAUGAAGGGUACUGACCCAGAUGACCCGGAAUUGAUUCUUGAAAGACGUCCUAGUGAUGAUGAACCAUUUUCUGGGUUAGCUUUCAAGAUCAUGACUGAUCCAUAUGUGGGGUCACUAACGUUUGUCCGCAUAUACUCAGGGAAGCUGAUCGCUGGUUCAUACGUUCUCAAUUCAAACAAAGAUAAGAAGGAAAGAAUUGGAAGGCUUCUAGAGAUGCAUGCAAACAGUAAGGAGGAUAUAACAGUUGCGGUGACCGGUGACAUAGUAGCUCUUGCUGGUCUGAAAGAUACUAUUACUGGUGAAACACUCUGUGACCCAGAUAAUCUUGUAGUGCUUGAGCGUAUGGAAUUUCCCGAUCCUGUCAUUAAGGUUGCUAUUGAACCAAAGACCAAAGCUGAUGCUGAUAAAAUGGCAAAUGGACUGAUUAAGCUUGCUCAGGAAGAUCCAUCCUUCCACUUCUCUAGAGACGAGGAAACCAACCAGACUGUUAUUGAAGGAAUGGGAGAAUUACACCUUGACAUUAUUGUAGACAGAUUAAAGAGAGAGUUCAAGGUUGAGGCAAAUGUUGGAGCUCCUCAAGUCAACUACCGUGAAAGUAUUUCCAAAAUUGCAGAGAUUCAGUAUGUCCACAAAAAGCAGUCUGGUGGUUCAGGGCAGUUUGCAGAUAUUAUUGUGCGGUUUGAACCUAUGGAGGCUGGAAGUGGGUAUGAAUUCAAGAGUGAAAUAAAGGGAGGGGCAGUGCCAAAAGAAUACGUACCAGGCGUGAUGAAGGGGAUUGAAGAAAGCUUGCCCAACGGUGUCCUUGCUGGUUACCCAGUUGUGGAUCUAAGAGCAGUGCUGGUUGAUGGCUCCUACCACGAUGUUGAUUCAAGUGUCCUUGCCUUCCAAAUUGCAGCCAGGGGGGCCUUCCGUGAAGGAUUGAGGAAAGCUGGCCCACGACUCCUGGAACCUAUAAUGAGGGUUGAAGUGAUUACCCCUGAGGAGCAUUUGGGUGAUGUUAUUGGUGACUUGAACUCUAGAAGAGGACAAGUUAACAGCUUCGGAGAUAAGCCAGGUGGACUUAAGGUGGUUGAUGCUUUCGUGCCGCUGGCCGAGAUGUUCCAGUAUGUCAGCACUCUGAGGGGAAUGUCCAAGGGGCGCGCGUCGUACACAAUGCAGCUUGCCAAGUUUGACGUUGUCCCACAGCAUAUCCAGAACCAGCUUUCUGCGGCAAAAGAGGAAGCUGCUGCUUAAAUCUUCAGUAUUCGUAGAUAAUAUAUAUGAGGACGGCAGAGCAGGUGAGUAUAGGACAUCAAGGUGUAUGUAGCUUUGUAGUGUCGAACCCAGUGGGUGAUAUUAUUUGCCAUUGUUUUUGGACCUGAUAAUGUCCAUAAUUUUGCAAGCUGUUAUAAUUUCAUAAUGACCUUGUCAAGUUCUCACAAACGAGAAAACAGUUCGUUAUAAAUUUUGCCUACAUGCUUCAGUCCA
Messenger RNA from Aegilops tauschii subsp. strangulata, 2663 nucleotides. RefSeq names its product elongation factor G-2, chloroplastic. Gene Ontology annotation, molecular function: translation elongation factor activity; GTPase activity; GTP binding. NCBI's taxonomy places the organism in Eukaryota, Viridiplantae, Streptophyta, Magnoliopsida, Poales, Poaceae. Gene Ontology annotation, biological process: ribosome disassembly; translational elongation. The record is from RefSeq and is a predicted model, not a curated record. Gene Ontology annotation, cellular component: chloroplast.